Messenger RNA from Lemur catta (Ring-tailed lemur), 405 nucleotides. It is a transcript of the gene PRM3, whose product is annotated as protamine 3. Gene Ontology annotation, biological process: flagellated sperm motility. The coding region runs from base 17 to 355 and encodes 112 amino acids. The record is from RefSeq and is a predicted model, not a curated record. Gene Ontology annotation, cellular component: cytoplasm. NCBI's taxonomy places the organism in Eukaryota, Metazoa, Chordata, Mammalia, Primates, Lemuridae. The transcript has a single exon.
UCACGCUAAGUGGACAAUGGGUUCCCGCUGUGCCAAGCUCAGCACGGGCCACGGCUCAGGCCACGGCACGGGCCACGGCAUGGGCCACAGCACGGGCCACAGGAAAGGCCACGAAUCCUCCAUGAAGAAGUUUGUGGCCUGUGUGAGUCAAGACAACUUCUCCCUGUCAUCAGAGGGUGAGGAAGAUGAGGAGCAGGAGGAGGAGGAGGAAGAAGAGGAGGAAGAGGAGGAGGGAGAGGAGGAGCUCCCAGUUCAGGGCAAGCUGCUACUGAUGGAGCCCGAGCAGCAGGAGGAGACGGCCGAGGACAGCCCCGGGGCCCUGCAGAGCUCCGAGCCCAAGCAGACACACUCCUGACCCCCGACGACGGCCCGGGAGGGGGUGUCGGUGCUGUUCCAGCCAGAACU